CAGGGAUUUCCCGUAUGCUGGAUGUUUAUUCUUGCGGUUCUGCCGCGUUUCUCUGAAGUCUUCAUUCAGCUCUCAAUGGUGCUGGAGACACACACUUCCACGUAACGCUCCACCCAUCUCUCCACCUAACGCGCAUUAUUUAAGAAUAGAAACACCUUCCUCUGACAGGACUUGAGCAGUCGGCUUUGAAAGAGAAGUCAAGUUGUCUGCAUUCACAAAGACAUGAACUUAGAUGGGGACAGCAGCAUGUCAGUCAGUUGUGGGAAUGGCAAACUUAGACAGUGGCUCAUCGAUCAGAUUGACAGCGGGGAGUAUCAAGGCUUGGUUUGGGAAAAUGACGAGAAAACCAUUUUCAGGAUUCCCUGGAAGCACGCGGGGAAACAGGACUACAACCGGGACGAGGACGCCGCGCUGUUCAAGGCUUGGGCUCUGUUCAAAGGCAAGUACAGAGAAGGCUUGGACAAACCAGACCCUCCAACGUGGAAGACCAGGCUCCGCUGUGCCCUGAACAAAAGCAAUGACUUCGAUGAACUGGUGGAGAGAAGCCAGCUGGACAUCUCAGAUCCUUACAAGGUCUACAGGAUAAUACCAGAAGGAGCCAAGAGAGGCUCUAAGUCCAGCAGUUUGGAGGACAGCGCAGGACACGUGCCUCCGAUCAGUUAUUCCAUGCAUUCCCCAUAUCCUCCUCUCCAGUCUCAGAUGGCAGGAUACAUGCUGCCCCAGGAGAGACGAGACUGGAGGGAAUACAGCGGCGAUCCGUCUCAUCCUCAUCCUCAGGUUCCUCACACAGAGUUACCGUACGGCCAGUGUCCGUAUCCACCCACACGCUCCUUACCGUGGCACCCAUCGGCCUGUGACAACGGAUAUCAGAUAUCUGGCUCCUUCUACACAUAUUCGCCCACAGAAAGCCACCCAGUGGCGAUGGACCCCAAUAUAAGAUCAGCGGAAGCCAUGGCCAUCUCAGACUGCCGUCUGCACGUGUCUCUGUUUUACCGUGAGUCUCUGGUGAAGGAGGUGACCACCAACCGUCCCGAAGGCUGUCGAAUCUCCUCCUCUCCGUCUCCAGGAUCCCCCUCGUCCCCGUCCUCUCCGGGCCCCGAGGAGCGUCUGUACGGCGGGGCCGAGGCCGUGCUCUUUCCCUUCCCGUACCCUCAGUCUCAGCGGCGCGGGGCCGAGAAGCUGCCGAACGUGCUGGAGCGGGGCGUGCUGCUGUGGCUGGCUCCGGACGGGCUCUACGCCAAGCGUCUGUGUCAGGGGAGGGUGUACUGGGAGGGUCCUCUGGCCCCCUACGCCGACAAACCCAACAAACUGGAGAAAGAGCAGACCUGCAAACUGAUGGACACGCAGCAGUUCCUCUCAGAAUUGCAGGGCUUCAUUCACCACGGCCGUCCCAUGCCACGCUCUCAGGUGGUGCUGUGUUUCGGAGACGAGUUUCCAGACCCUCAGCGACAGAGCAAAAUGAUCACAGCUCAGGUCGAGCCCAUGUUUGCCCGACAGCUCCUGUAUUUUGCCGGCCAGACCAACGGGCAUUACCUGCGCGGAUAUGAGCUUCAGAGUCAAGGUGCUUUACCUGUAGAAGAGUAUCAGAGAAGCAUCCAGAACUUGCAGGAGUAACAGCCUUCACACGAGCCGCUCGGACAGACAGAGGAGACGAAUGGAGGACCACUGACAUCAAAAUGAAGACUUGAGACCGGAUCCCUGACCAAGUGCCCACUUACACGUCAUACAAAGCCAUUCGGACACCACACACUCUAUGAAAUUGUUUAUAGUGUCAGGUGAAUUAUGUCUCAUUAGGUUCAAAGGUUUGAGAGAUUGUUGUUUAUGGUUUUGUGUUUAUGUCAGCUUCUUUGCUGCUGUCAUGAAAGAGAAACACAAACCACAUGCUAAACCGGUCAGAUUGAGUUCAGUUCAGUUCAGCGUUUCACUCAAAUCAAGCUGAUCAGAUCAUACGCAGUGAUAAAGGUUGCAUUCAAUUAGAAAAGAAUGCAGCGUAAAGAAGCUAACCAAAAAUAAAACUACAAUCCAGCUAUUUUUCUCAUCACCUUUAGUAAUUGUUUGUUAGUGGGGCAGAUAUUUUUGAUAAGUUGAUGUAUAGUUUCUUAGAUGUUCUUUUAUUGAUCUGUAUGCUUCUGCUUUUCUAACACAAUUCUCUGUUUUCCUCGUUGUUUUUAACUCCGCGCUGUGUAAGUAUUUAUAAUGCAUGCAUGCAGGUUUCUAUAUGCACAGCAGAAUGUACUGUAUAGCUGUAUAGAUAUCUUGAAUGUAAUCAAAGUAAUUAUUUCUCUGAAUGGCAUCUGACAAGAAGUUAUAUAAUGCUAAAUACUAAGAAACAGUUUGUGGUUGUGUGUGUGUGUGUGUGUGUGUGAUUGUAAUCUGCCUACAAGUAAAGAUUUAAGUCUCAAUUGUAAUCAUGACAAAAUCUGCUUCUCCCCUAUUUUUACACGUGUGUGUGUGAGAGAGAGUGUGUGAGAGUGUGUGUGUGUGUGUGAGAGAGAGAGGUGUGUGUGUAUGCGUGUGUGUGUGAGAGUGUGUGUGUGUUCAUGUGCUGAUGGGAACGCAAUAUAGCAGGCAACUGCCACAAAACUGUGAUGAUGUCAGAUUUGUAAAUGAAAGAGGCACGAAGAGAAAGACUUUUUCAGAUUUCUUGUUUCCCUCUCCGUCUCAGAACUGUUUUUAUUGUAUUUUGUGUUGUUUUGUCUGUUUUAUUUCAAAUCUGGGCCUUUUUUUCCUUAAGUCAAUUAAAGAUAUUUUUGUAUGA
Molecule: messenger RNA, 2758 nt
Organism: Carassius auratus (goldfish)
Lineage: Eukaryota; Metazoa; Chordata; Actinopteri; Cypriniformes; Cyprinidae
Product: interferon regulatory factor 4-like
Exons: 9
Coding region: 223-1614 (463 amino acids)
Biological process (GO): regulation of transcription by RNA polymerase II; immune system process
Cellular component (GO): nucleus
Molecular function (GO): DNA-binding transcription factor activity, RNA polymerase II-specific; protein binding; RNA polymerase II cis-regulatory region sequence-specific DNA binding
Source: RefSeq, a predicted model, not a curated record